AAAAUAGUAGUCACUGAUCCAUUUCUUUUCAAUGCACCAUCGCAUGAACGGUGCUAUGUUAGCGUUUCAAGCGAAGAAAACAAACGUCGGGGGGAGUCUCUAAAAUUUCAACACUUUAUUAGGCAAAAUGAAACAAAUACACUUGAUAUUACACUCCUCCUUCAACAUUAGCACAUUGUCUUUUGCAAACCUCCUCAUUACACAGAUUCAUGCAUUUCCUGUUUUGUAGCACAUGCUCUCCUGACUCUGCAGUCUGACGGUCUGUUUUUAAAACCACCAGCACAGAAGAAUGUAGACUCUGUAUUGUUUUCCUUUGCUGGCACGUCUCUGCUCUGACCUGGGAUGAUUUAGGACACAAAUCACUGCAGAUAGAGGUACGUUUUAUGUCAUUUGCUGCAAUUAAUUUCUCAAUUUUCAAAAUCUCUGUCAAUGUGUUAAAAUUUAUCAUGAAGCCUUAAGUCUCAUGCUUGUCUCAGUUUAGUUAGAGGUACAAUUUUAUAUGUUUUACAACUUUUUAUACUCAAGUUUUUGUAGAAACAAGCUGCAGUUAUGCAACUUCCAUCAGAUCUAACUGUUGUUCAAGCUCUGCAGAUUUCCAGUUCCCCAUCUAUAAAACUAGAUCACUGACUUGAUGAAAUGAGGUAAUUAACCCCAUCAAUACGAACAUGUGCUUUAUAAGUGUAGCCUUCAUUUAAGCGAUUUUAAAGUAAAAAGGAGCAGCAGAGAUUGGUGCUUUGUCAUUAAUAAGUUUGCAUGGCAGGACUGGAAAAUAUAAGGCGUCACUAUACAAUAGAAGAACACCUGCUUCCUUAGUUGAUAUGACUGCCUGCAGGAGCUGGAUGUGCCAAACACAGAAAAGCUGCCUGUUUUCCUGCUGCACUUUUGCACAUGGUUGAAUAGCUGCAUGUAGUUAUUCCAUGAUCAGAAGUCUGUAAGUUUAAACACGGUGUGCAGUUAGAGUUGUGUGGUAAAUUGGUGACUGUUUCUUUUGUAUUGAUCUACCAAGAGUCCCAUUUUGCUGCCCUGAGGCGCAGUUUCUCCAUGAUGCAUCCAUUUAAAUGAAAUAAUCCACAUUAUGUUGCAGCUAAUUGGAGCACAGAGAGUAUAUGCAUAUGGAUGUUGUGAUUUGACUUUUGGUUAAAACAUCGUCUGUGCGCCUGUCCAGUUCAAGAAAGACCUUAAAGGAAACAAGAGGACGGAAAAGGCUUUUUCCUGUCAUGAUGGACACAGGUGAACAAUGUCAUUCCGUCGUGUCACUAACAGCGGUCACAGUGACAAAUCUAUCACAGCUGGGCAUAUAAUAAUAACAGCUUCCAUAUCCUGGAGGGAAAAUGAACCUCCUGGGAGUGAUCCUAGCUUUAAAAGCAAUCGGUGCUGCAGGGAUAAACAUAUUUUUAUGGCUUUAAUCACCUCAAUGAAGCUAUCUUUUUAUUUUCUAAAUGGAGAUUGUGGUUUUGCCACAAAGGCUUCUGGCGGAGGAGCCCUUGUGGGUGAAACUUUAAACUGCACACAUCAUUUUUAAUCUUAGGUCCUCUUACUCUCGUGUGGUUAGGUCAUUUUAUUGUCUGUGUUUUGAGUGUUCAUUUUUUACUCUUAUGUAUGCUUUUGCUACUAAAACAUUAUUAUCCCUCUUCAUAAUUGUUCUUUUUACUGCGUGGCCCCUGCGGUUUUAUGUUUGUUGUCAAAUGCUUCUGCACCCUGACUACGGUUGCUAUGCGAUGAGUUGUGAGUCAAUACCAGAAAUUUCAGGUUUCUUCCCAAACUGUUGUACUUACUUUCGAUGUAAAAGUACUUUGUUUAUUCUUUAACCUCUACUAUGAGACUCUUACGUGCCACAUCUUUGUCGGUUGACUCUCGCUGGGGUUAAAGAGGAACAUGCCCUCUUGUAAGACUCAACACCAUGCCACUUUUGAGUCACGUAAAAUCUGGUGUCAGCAGCAGAUUUUAAGAAUGAAAAAAGAGAAGUUGUGGCUACUGCUCUCUACCAGCUCAUCUCCGGUCCUCUCUAACAGUCUGUGACUCAUGGUUUUGGUAGGAAGUGACAGACUGUAAUUUCUUCUCUGGCAUCUCUGCUCUGGACAUCAGUGUUCAGUCUUCUACUCAGUUGACCGUUUCUGUAAGAGAACAAUAAUGCUUAUAAAGUGUUUGCAGGAACAAUAACAGGAAGCUUGGACGGCUGAAGAGACACAAUAUAUCGGUCUACCGGAAUACAAUAAAAGGGUGUAAGUCUGGCUGUUAUUUCUGGGACUUCCUGUGGGUUUAUCUGCUCUUGUUUCUCUGGGUGUCAUGAUACUUCUGCAGAAGAGGACACAGGACAUGGAGCAGAGCGUGUGCACGGAGGAUCGUAUCGAGCACAUCCUUGAGCGAUGCCUCUCUGAUCUGGGCCUGAACACUCCUGACAAACAGAUCUGGAACGGUAAGACCACACGUUCAUGUAAAUGCCAACUAGAUAUAGGAACAAUGCCGAGAAUAUGACAUGGGUUAGUUAUGUAUGAGUGAUUAAUAAGAGAGAAUCUGUUCUUCAUCAUCCUGAUACACUGCUGUCGAAACUUCUCCAUAUUAUUCAGUGAGGAUGGCUUAGAGCUAAUGCAAGAGAUUUUUACGGUCAGAUCUACAACCCUGUUCCAGUACAGUCAGGACAUCAUAUGAAAUGUUGAUAAAAGCAGAAAUGGAUGGUUUUCAUAUCACUUCAAUUCUAAAUUUAAUCAAAGAAAACGUUGAAACAAAAAAAAAAAUCAUUAUUUUGUGUAAAAAAAUAUGUCUAAAUUUUUUUGAUUAAAUGCCAGAAAACUGUGAACAUUUGGAAAAUCCAAGGAGAUCAGCAUGUGGAGUUUUGAAAGUGAUUUUUCAUUCAGCUGCUCAACAGCUCAGGCUCUCCUUUGUUGUAUUUUUGGGUUUCAUGACGUGCUGAAACUUUUCAGGAGCAGGCAGGCUGCUGUUAAGCAUGUUGGACUCUUCCACUACAGAGUCAUGCGGAUAAAAUGUGGAGUGAUAUAAUGAAUAUUAUUUGUUAGUCUUUCGUCUGUCUUGCGUAAAAUUUUUGAUGCUGCUUUCUUGACAUGGGCUUCCUUAGAAAAGAGAUUUGGUUAGAGGGUCGGUUUAGAUAAGAACAGUAUAAAACUGUCUGGAUGGCAGCAUGUUUCUCCUAAACUUGUAAAUACUGACCAGCAUUCAUGCUGAUUUCACGGAUAGGCUCUUAUGUUAAAAAAUUAACCUCAAUAAAUGGAAGUUGUUCCUACAGGGAUUAUUUUAUGAACCCAAAUUUUGUUUCUCCCUGCUCCAAAUUAAAAAAAAAAGCAUUUAGUUUUCCUAAAACAAUCAAAUUCGUCACAUUUAUCAUUUGUUAUGAAUUAGUAGUUCUAUUCCUGAUCAAAUUUUGUGUUAAACUGAUUUGCAAACCAUCAAAUUAUAUUUUGAUAAGCAUUUUCUUACAUGUCCAAACUCUCUCAGAAUUGGGGUUGUAUACUGAGAGUACUCUAAAAGUGCAGCAAGAGGAAAACAGCAGACUUUUUAUGGUGUUUUUUUUUUUUUUCCUGUAGUAUUGCAUUUGUUUUGUUCAGAAAAUUUGUGCUGCCAGCACAGAAAAUGGGAAAGAAUUUGUUAAAAGCUCCAUAGAGCGCAGAUUCAUUGCUUUAUUGAUAUUUUGUCCCAAUAAUGUUGUAAAAUCACCAACAUACUCCUAUAGAUAACCAUCAGAGAACAUAAUGUUCAUCCUGUAGAGACAAAUGAGAAUUGAAAGUGAAGACAAACAGAAUGAGGAGUGACAGACUGUGGGCAGAGUGUCACAUUUGUUCACGUGAGGUCGAGUCUGAAAUAAUAUUUACAAAAUCAGAUUAUGAACUCGUCAAUAAGAAAAAAGGGGUUUCAUCACUGUUCUUCUUGUGUUCAGGGACUUUCUGCAUAUUACUUUUUAGCAUUCGUGUGUUUACUAAAGAUCAUCAGAGUGAAACCAAAAAGGAGAAGUAAGUUUGGUUCACUUUGUGUGUCCUUGUCUGUCUGACUAGCGGGGUUAUGUAUAAACAACUGGUGUUUGGAGGAACUUGUGAAGAGAGAUCCCCGCAACUUCCUCAUACUCCUUCAGAAAAUACUGCAGAAAACAAAAGAGGUAAAGAGCUAACAACCAAAGUUAUUUUCCUAGAGUGUUUAGUGUAAUAAAGUGAAUGACAGAGUGUCUGUCUUUACCUGUUACAGGUGCUGGAGCAGUGCCAGUAUGAAAUGGUCGCUCCUCUCACUCUCUUGUUCUCCUCAAGUCUACUAAAAGUGAGUAGGGGUCGUUUCAAAUCAGUACAGGAACAAACCUUUUCUAUUUCCCUUUUCCAUAUAAAUUGCACAAUCCAAGUGAUUCACAUUUAACCUGAUAAGUUUUUUGGGGGGGUUGUUUUUGUUUUUUCAUACAGGCUCCGUAUGUUUCUGCAGACUGUGGUGUGCUGCAGGAGGCCUACCUGCUGUUCCACAGUUUUCUGUCUUGGCCUGAGCCCUGCUGCUCCGCCAGUAAACACCUGCUGAACAUCAUCCAGCAGGAACUCAGAGCACCAGGUAGGACAGAAGACCUUAUGCACUGUAGAGAAAAACCCUGGCAUCACUAAAUACACGCUGAGCAAUAAACGGCUAUUAGACGUCUAGUUUUUUUUUUUACCUAAUUUUAAUCGUCUAGAUUCUGUUUAUUUUUAGACAGAAUGUAGACGUUGCACUUUAACACUUUAUUCGAUAAUUAUUUCUGAUCUCCAAGUACUAAACCAAAAUAACUAUGAUAGCCAUUGAGCAAUAUACAGUGCAGUAUAGAUAGAUAGAUAGAUAGAUAGAUAGAUAGAUAGAUAGAUAGAUAGAUAGAUAGAUAGAUAGAUAGAUAGAUAGAUAGAUAGAUAGUACACUAACAAAGACAACAACAACAAGUGCACCUCUGCAGACCAGUCAAGUGGAGUAAAAUCAGUUAAAACCGGUAUAAAAAGUGCAAUAAAUGCAGUUGUGCUAGCAGUGCAAUAUGUAUAUAGUGUUGAGGUGCACGGGUCCUCAAUUCAGGUUUUGUUAAACAGUCUGAUGGCUGUUGGAAGAGAGGACCAGCCCAGAUUCAGACUUGAUCUAAACUUAGACGUCUAAAAACCUUUCAUUUUUAGACCUGUGGUAGCCUGAUUUUAGACCAGUCAUCUAGGCUACAUUUAGACGUCUAUUUGACCUCUUUUAGACCAAAAAAUGCUCAGUGGGUAGGUGGUUAGCUUUACAAUACAAUACUUUACAAUACCUUACAAUACUUACAAUAUCCACUUUCAAACUGUUUUUAUCACCCCAAGAAAUCUCAAUUUGAAUCUCUCAGACAUGUUUCUAAAUUAAUUAACAAAGAUAUGCUUGACAUAAUGCUAUAGGGAUAUAAAGGGUUAAUGAAAUAAUGGGAAACACAGCUGUGCAUUUCUGAAUGUAAUCGUGUGGCCAAAGGGGGGCUGUGUUAAACUCAUGAUGAACUGAACUGUCUUAUUCUUGUUUUAGGUAUUUCAUUUCAAAGGCUAAUACGGUCAGAGCAGGGUAUUUCCCCUGAGGUCCACUGCUCCAAAACCAUGUAAGUUCAAUUGGAUUUGGGUGAUUGCUGAAAUGACUGCCGUAUUAAACGAGCAUGGUUAAUAUUUCACACUUCCUUCUGGCACUUUAGAAACUACAUCUUUAAUUUAGGGUGAAGACUGAGACAUUAUUCUUUGUAUUUUCACAUCCUCUCUUAACUUGAUGCAUUUGGUCUGUGGUUUUAUUUCACAAGAACUCUCCUGUUGGUGAGCCCAGAUGAGGACGUCCCACAGGAGGUCAAGUCUGUCUCAGAGCAGCUGAGUAGAACCCACAAUUCCAGCAGAGACGUCACCAUCCUCCUCAUCCUGCAAGGCUUUCAAGCAGUCCUGGGCCCAAAAACCCUCAACCUGCAGGCUCUCCAUGAUGCCCUACAGGUGACUGAACAAUGUCUGGGCACACAGUUCCUCCUCAGUUUUCUGUUGUUUCUAAGACUUGUUAUUUUCCAUCAGAAAAAGCAAGGAGAGGCGCUGCAGAGGCUUUGGGAGACGGUGACUGACAGCAUGGAGAGAGCAGCCUCUACAGCAGACCUGAGCGCAGCCAGACGAGAUCUACUCCACAGCAUGGAGAGGCUCAAAGACGGCCUCGCUGUUCCUGAUAACAAAUGCAAAGACACUGGUAAUGGAGAUGUAAACAUUAAGUUCUGUGGACACAGGAGAAACUCAGAUAAAAUGCAUGAUGAUACAGUAUAUUACUAGUUUUAGUUUAACCUGCUCUGUGCCACUACAGAAACAUGGUGCUAGAUGGCAGCCUCUGUGGAAGAGGACCCACUUGUUACAAACAUGAAAAGCUCACUUUAAAGGGAUAUUCUGGCGUAAAAUUAAUUGAGGGCCAAACACACCGUAACUAAAAAGUUAGACUACCCCUGUAAAGAUCAAUGUUGCCGACUGCUUGCUUCUCUAGUUAUUCCAACUUUAGUAACGACCACAUGAUAGCAAUAUGCAGCGGUCUAUGGAACCACACACAAGCCUCAACCAAAACACCACUCUUUAGCCACAAAUAAUGCUUAACACAACAUCUAACUUCAUCAACAGUACAUAUAGGGUCCCAGCCAUAGUACUAGCCAUCAAACAUCUUUGUAACUUUGCAUAAUUUCUUUAGCAAAGAGACGAAACACAACUCACCUACUCUCUUCCAGCAGCCGAUUGUUUGUAGCAAGACCUUAGGCCAGUCCAUUACGAACUGCAGUGGGGUGACACAGCUCAAGGAAGAACAUUUAUGGUCAUUACUUUAUCAUUUCCUUGAAGUAAUAAUCAUAGUGGUUCUUUUGCCUUGGCGUCUCAUGAUCAUGAUAAGUCUGUUCUCUAAAUGCUGCUAAUUGCUGUGAUCUACCUUUAAGAAGUCAAAAUAUUUUAUUUUUCUUAGUAUGUAAUGGCAGCAACUGAGCAAUUCAAGAGCAAAAUGUCAAAAAAUAUAUAUCUAAAGCAUCAACAUCAUUGCAAAAUACAGUUUUAUAUAACGCUCUUGCAUGUUUUCUUGUUAUUAGAACAAUUCUGAUUCCAAACUUACUCAAAACUUUAAAGACAGACUGCAGAUUUUACCAGGAUAAAAACAAGAUUAUCCAUUUUUUUGAUAAAAUAAUUGAAGAUUUGAUCCAGUCUAGUAGCUGUUUUACUUACAGUACCAGGUUCAGAUCAUAAAGAGCAUAUUUUUGUGUUGAGUUUUCCCUCUGAAUCUGUUGUUUAACAUUAUUCUCCGACAGCUAAUGCUCUCAUGACCUCAAUAUCACCUCCUUCUUUUAGGGUCUGCUGAGACGUUCACGCUGCCUCUCCCUAAAUGUCACACCUGCUCCUGGGAAAACAACAACUUUGGUAACUAAUCCACUCUCUGAACACCUCCAUCACUCACUUAAAAUCUGUCUUUGACUCUUUUUGAUUGUUUUUCUCCUAAAUUUUUAUUCAGAUAUUCUGCAUCACAUCCUUGCCAUCGAGUCUGACCUGGAUUCACCUCCAGACUGCUUCAUACAGGAUGAGGAGGACAACAACAACAACAACACAAGUGUGGAUGAGGAAGACGACUCGGACACGACCAGAAUCGAGCAAGAGUUUCUAAACAACCGCAACUCUUCUGCAUCCUCUUCUUCCAGAGACUCGGGUAACUUCCUGUCCUCCAGCUGGUCUGCGUUCUCCACGCCGUCUUGUUCAUCGGGGGUGGAGAGUGACUUCAGUGAGGACACUCCACAAGACGACACAGAGGAGAGACAAGACAACAGACCGAGGCUGAGAAAGAAACCUAAAAAGAAGUCCAGAUCCAUUUUAGGUGUUGAGCGCUUCAGCUCGCUUUUCAGGGCCCCUCGUAGCCCGAGUAUUUGUCGCAGAGCUCAGAGUAUGGGUUUUCACGGUGACUUUACCAAAGACCUUCAAAGAAACGGAUCACAGCUCAAACACUCAAGGUCUUUGUCCAGAAAAGUCCAUCCCCUGCAGAUGUCUGCCGUUCCCUCUGAUGAACUGUCUCCUCAGAAACACGUGUGCAUGCGCAGGAGGCCAAUCCUGAGCUGCGAUGAAGGUGAUGUGGACGAGGUGCCCACUCUGGUGAAAGUGGUCGUGUUUGGAGGAGAUAAAGACGCAGGCAGGCUGGCGAGGGCGUACAGCGACCUGCAGCAACGAGAGAGUAAAUGUCCAAGACUCACAAAGACGUGCAAACUGCAGUUUUACUUUGUCCCCACCAAAAGAAGAACAAUAGGACGCACAGGAGGACACUCUACGGGUGAAGGACAGACUGUAAGUUCAACCAAAGCUGCACGUUUUACUGUCAUAUCACACAUCUAUCUAAAAACACUCAUGCAGUAAGUUAUACAGUACAUGUGCAGUACAAUGGAGCUGUCUGUGUGAUCAUUUUUAGCAUUUGACACAUUGUCUUGUUUAGUUUUAACAUCGGCUAGAAAUGCAAAUCAUCAGAAUAUGCUUCAUCAAUAUUUGUAAUUACUGAAGUACAUAACUCAACUAAAAGACACGGUAUAUUUGAAAAGAGAUAUCCUGCCCAGGUUUUGUUUUGUCACCCUAAUCCAUCAUUCUUUUACUAUAAUUUAUUGAUUUUAACAAUCAGGGGUUGGAGCUGCUUGUCUGGAGCACUUUUCCAAAAGCUCAGGGGUCAAAUUUUUAAUUGAAGAGACGCUUUCUGAAAAGCUUGAGAGCUAAAAAGUCAAAGCAGAGUCAGAUAGGAAAUGAAUUCAACUGAUGUAAAGGAAAUUAUACUCUUUAUGUUUUUCUCCUGUAGGAGUGUAAUGGCAGCACACAGGAGGACAGUACGACGGAUAUAGCUCAGCUGUUAGGCAGGAUCGACCCUUGGUAUGAAAGGAACGUCCUCAACCUGCUCAGUCUGUCCUCUGAAGUCCUCUGUCAGGUAUCCUCGACUCUAACACCCUCAUCUGUCUCUCUCUUUGCUGAAGGUGCUUUUGGUGUUUCUGCUCUUUCAUCCAGGUCCAAGUAACAGCUUCAUCUUACCCUAGAGUAUUUUUUGAGCCUGGAAGAUGAUAAAAAUGACUUGUUGGUGUAAUUUCUGCUUGAUAAGACUCAGUUUUGUCCUUUUUGUGAACAUUUUAUAACACUCUCUACAGCCAGGACCCCUUGCAGAAUAGAUUUUAAUUCCCUGUGAAAUAAAGCUUGAUUAUGUGUUUUUUUUCCAUGAAUCAGACCGCCUGCAAAGAAGCUGAUGAGUCAGUGAAUUGCACAGAGAGGCUCCCCCUGCUGGCUGACCUGGUGCUUUAUUACUGCAGACAUGCAGAGCAGCAAGUUCUGGUGCAGCUCUACCAAGCUGAGGUGAGAUAAAACCACACACACACACACACACACACACACGCACACACACACACACACACACACACACACACACACACACACACACACAAACGUGAAUAGUAAUGUUUCUGUUUCCUUGCGUUCAGCUGACUCUGGUUGGAGGAGAGAGGAGGAGGGAGGUGUUUAUUCACUCUCUGGAGCUCGGACACACUGCAGGAACAAGAGCAGUGAAGGCCAUGGGUGAAUCACACACACAAACACACACAACUACCACCCAGUGGGGAAAAAAAGUAAAAAAUAUCAAUAAUCAAAGCAUCACUAGGAAUUACACCAUGGUCUAGGUGAAUACUUGAUACUUGAUUCUGAUUGGCUGCUUGGUUUGAAUUAAAUGUGAUUUUUGGUCAGCUUUUGGAAAAAUUUCUUGGAAGCUACUUUUGAUGUGUCUAAAAUAAAUAAAGAUCAAUUCAAAUCAAGACUUUGCAUUUUAGAUACAGUCUGAUACUUUUCACCAAACACAUCAACAUAGAACUUAACCAGAAUUUCAUCUGUUGACAAGAUUAAAUGCACACUCUCCAGUCAGUCAGGAUACAGUAUUCAGUAGUUUGAACUCUAACCUGUGUUUGAUUAAUUUGUAGGUUCUGCCAGCAAGAGAUUUGGAAUUGAUGGAGACCGAGAGGCUGUGCCUUUAACUCUCAAAGUUGGCUACAACAAGGUAUUGUCAACAUCUUUAAUGUCUGUUUAUAACAUACGAUCAUUUUAGCUGUGUUACUUUGGUGUUGACACUUACCAGCUACUGUUGUGGGGUUUUAAGUUCGCUGUCUAUAACAUCUGUCCAUGCUGCACCUGAUUACAGGUGGCUGUAAGUGGGCGGAGCCAGUGGACCCAGACAGAGAUGGUUUGCACGUCACUUAAUCUUCACAAAGCCUGCAGAAAACCUGAGCAGCUAGGUGAGUGGCAAGCAAUCCCACCCCCAUGCAACCAACUUCUAUGGCAGCUAAAGAAGGGUGGGGGUCUCAGAGGGUGUAGAGGGGAGGCUGUGGGACUUCUACUGGGAAGGGUCAGGACCAAGUUCAAGAGGAGACUCUUCCAAGAGAUCAAGAUUCUCACUCAGAUUAAGUUGCCAUAGUUUCCUGUGCACAAAACAAUAUGACAAUAUGACAAGCACAGAAAUUAUGCUGACAUCUAGUGUUUCAACUGAGUAUUGCAGGGCAACAAGUGCACAAAAGGGUUAGAGUGCCAAAGUAAAAAUCUUUAAAUUAGAUGUUGUGGAGGUUUAUUUGUGUUCACUGUUAAGUCUUUAUCUCAUGUGUUCAGAUUCAAGAUUAGAAAGCCUGCAGCUGACAAUGACAGAGGUCCUGAAGAGGCAGAGCUCCAAGUCCAAAAAGGGCUACAACCAGGUGAAGACUGAUCUUACAUUUGAUUCAUUUAAAGGGUAAUCUCCCCUUACAAGUCUUUUCUGCCUUCUUGCAGCACAUCUCCAUCUCAGAAGUGAAGGUGGAUAAGGUGCAGGUGAGCUGUGUAGAAAACGGGACAACCUUCGCUGUGUGUUUGGAUCAGGAUGAGAAAAAGUUCAUCCAAAGUGUCACCAGGUACAGACGAACAAGUCAUUCACUAUUUUACAAGAAGCUUAGUUUCCAUAUACUGUUACAGCACCCAGUGUAACCCUUCAUUCUCUGAUUCUGCAGGUGUGAGGUGUCUCUCUGCUGUAAACCAGGAAGCGGUUCAGACUGGAGGUCUUACAAACCCUCACCGGGCCAAGUCCAGCCUCUGCACCCGUCCUACUGCUCACUGCUCUGCCUCCCCAUCACCUCCUUCUCCUCCUCUUAUCCCUGAUACACAUUCAACUGUACCCUAAACAAUACAGGCAAAAUGACUUUACCACACAACUCCAUUUUCCCCAAACUGGUAGACAUACAACUGUAUUUGGUUAAAAUUUAGACUCAUUCCCCUUAAAUUUAUGUUUUUAUCCUAGAAUAUUCAAGACUUUUUGCAGUCAUAUUCACAAAAACACAUUUUCUUUUCAUCAAUAAUGUGGCCUUAAUGUUCUUUUAGAGUUUAAAACUUCCAAAAAAGUUAACAAUAAACUAUGAUUUUCCUCAAAAAUACAGCUUUUACACCUUAUAAAUAAAAGAAAACUCUCAGAAGUAUGUAUAAAUGUGAGCGUGGACUGAUAAUGAGAUUUUUGGAGACUUUACUGUAUCAGGCUGUCAUGAAUUUUACUCAUCAGGACUGUUUAUUUUCUGCUGACAGAAGCAUUAAACUGAUUACUUGAUGACUACUAAGUACGAUCUGUUCUAUUUGAAAUGUUUAAUGUAAUAAGCUAUUUAUUUUAAAGUUAAAGAAAAGAAAUUAUGUUUGAUAUAUAUGUAAUCAUUUUAUGAUGUAAAAUUUACAUAAAUGCAAUAAAGUUAUGUUUCAAUCA
This is a messenger RNA of Xyrichtys novacula (pearly razorfish), 11706 nucleotides long. The record is from the annotation of a GenBank genome assembly. Lineage: Eukaryota; Metazoa; Chordata; Actinopteri; Labriformes; Labridae.